This is a messenger RNA of Talaromyces stipitatus ATCC 10500, 2042 nucleotides long. RefSeq names its product pH-signaling protein PalC, putative. Gene Ontology annotation, cellular component: plasma membrane. The transcript has 2 exons. NCBI's taxonomy places the organism in Eukaryota, Fungi, Ascomycota, Eurotiomycetes, Eurotiales, Trichocomaceae. The coding region runs from base 92 to 1678 and encodes 528 amino acids. Gene Ontology annotation, biological process: cellular response to pH. The record is from RefSeq and is a predicted model, not a curated record.
AACAUCAACCCCUCACAACCCCAACUUCAACAACACAGCUUCUGCAACUAUAGGGCUCAUCACAAUCAAUUACGAUAUAUCUGAAACUAUCAUGGUAUACAACUACAACCUCCCAACAACAUCCCACCUCUCAUUCCAAAACUACAUCUACUCCAACACCCACCCCUCACUUCCACAAGCCGCAUCCACCGCCCGACACGCCCUCCGCAUCGCCCUCAAAACACACAAACGCCUAUCCGUGCGAGAACAAGAGAAUAAUCUACUAGUUGUCCUCAAUGCCUUGAAUGAGUAUAUACCAUACCUCUUCGCGAUCAAUGAUGGUUUGAGCGGGAGAAGUAUCAGGACCGGCGGGGGGGUGGAUGAGGAGGAAACGAUUGAUAUCACGCUCAAAGAGGAAUUGGUUGUUGAAUGGCGGCCGGUGUUGAUAUCUUCGUUGUCGUCGAUAGUAAAAUCUGCUGGUACCGGGAACGCGAAUCAUCGUAUCAAAGGUCGCGGCGUCGAUUUUGAGAUUGCUUUUGUGGUUGGGACAUUGGGAUAUGUUCUUUCGAAUUUGGCAAGAGUCACAGUGCUACGGAUAUUAUAUGCUUCAUCUACACCUACCGCGGAACAGAGAGCGGCCGCGAUGCAGAAUGCGACCAAGUACUUGCUUCAGGCAAGUUCGGCUCAUACACUACUCGCAAAAUCGUUUACGAUAUCAGAUGAAGCUGCCGGCGCACAGGUAAAUUAUGUCCCGCAGUUGAACACAACCGUACAAACGGCGCUUGCAACCUUGGCAUUAGCAGAAGCGACACUUCUGGCAGUUUUGAAAGACGAUGCAUACACCUUUGCGUGUAUUCAAGCGCGCAACCCAAACGACAAGGAAUGGAUGGUUCGAGCGCCGGAAAUCCCCAAGGUGAGAGCAUUACUUCUCGCUCGACUCUGCGUUCGCAGUGCCGAACACGCGGAACAAGCGUUUAGCGGUCUUGGGUCUGCAGGUGCUAGUCGAUCGAGUACCUCAUCCGCAGCAGCGGCCAAAAUCGAUGAAGAUCUGGUAAAAUACGUCCAAACAGUCAUCAAAGUCUCUCGCGCAAAGGCAUGUCGAUUCUUCGCUAUCGAUGCUGAGUUGAGCAGUAAAGUCGGUGAGGCAAUUGCCUGGCUACGAGCAGGGAAAGGCGCAUUGGGUAUAAAACGGGCUCUUGUUCCGGAGGGACAAUCUACAGCUGGGAAAUCGGGGACGUUCUCAAAGCUGAAGAAAGAAUGGUCAGAUCGUCGUGAUGAGCGGAGAUUGGUAAAGAGUAGUAGUAAUGCUGGAACCUCAGGGAUUGUGCAAGGGGAUGAAUUGAGUCGUGGUGAUGAUGCGGGCUGGGAAGAGGAAGGGAGGGUUAUUGAAACGUUGGAGUUAAAGUGGGUUAAGAUGAACAAUACGAUAAAUACACAAACCAUUCCGCCUUCAGAACCAUUGCUAUCAAAUCUCCCAUCAGGGAGAGAUAUCCACGCUGCUCCGCCGUCAUACAAGCCUCCGUCAUUGGAAGAGAGCGAAUUAAUCCGUAUGCGUGCUCCGCCGGAGAAAAUUGACCAGUCGUUGUCUGCGAUGACAUUAGAAGAUGACAGUGAAGAUGAAGUCACGCCAGCAGCAGAGAGAGGUCUUCCCGGUGGUUUUCUUAGUUCAAGAUCAGCGACGGCCGACAGUUACUAUUGAGCUAUUGUACUUGUUGGAUGAUACCCUGUAAAAGCCCGAUCGGACUAGUCUAGUCUUGAUCAAUAUUCGAACUUGAAAGAUGGAACAAAACAGAUGAACUUGUGCAGUAGAUAUGUACAAUAAUACACUUGAGACUCCUUCAUAGCCUCCCAUCACUCGUCUAUAGUCCGCAACACAAUUUUCUAAAUAUGGGCCCAGGAUCCCUCCGCAAACUCAAAUUCAACGUAAAGCCGUCGCGACCAUAAUUGCGUUGGAAUCGGAAAGCCCCUUUGAUCCGAUCGUGAAUUUCCCGUCUUUUCGCAUUUAUGAGCCCUUGCUGAAAUAAUUCUUCUCUUCGAACAGAUAACCCUUAAUCUUGCGCUCC